AUGAAGCCGCGAGACCCGCAGACUGCGCCAGACGCGUGGUUGAAGCUGGCAGAUACAGCGUGGGCCUACGAGAAGGACCGUGUCGAACGAUGGCGGAAUGAAAUCAAUACACUUCUCGUCUUUGUAAGUCACGUUCACGCCUUCGCUGGCUUGUUUUCCGCCGUCCUCACUGCGUUCGUGGUUCCGUACUAUGCCGUUCUGCUGCCGGCACCCGACUUCAACACCGUCAUCCUCGAGCUCAUAUCCGCGCAACUCGGUAACACGGCUACGAACGCCGUCGUCGCGGCCGCCAGCUCCUCGAAUUCGGUGCUGAUGCCGAAGGUUCUUGCAAAUUCCUCAUCCACAAGCUUCUCCUCGCCACCCGCUGCACCCCGUUGGAUCGCCUCGUUGUGGUUCGUCGCCCUAAUCUUCAGUCUCAGCGCGGCGUCGGUAGCUUUAGCCGUGAACCAAUGGUUGAACUUCCACGCGACGGAGCAAGCUGGCCUGCAAGACGCAUCCCAGAAGGUCUGGACGUGGCAACUCCGUAGGCAUGCACUGGACAAGUGGCAAGUGGAAUACAUUGCCAGUAUCCUUCCGUUUCUCCUUCAGGUGGCCCUCGUUCUCUUCUUCAUUGGGAUUGUGGGUUACCUCUGGGAGCUUGGCUUCGACAUCGCUAUUCCGAGCACGAUCGGCGUCGGCGUCCUGCUUCUAUUUCUAGUUGUCACUUCCGUGUCACCCGCAUUGGUCGUUUACAGUCCCUACAAGUCACCCCAAGCAUGGUGGAUAUGCGAGGCUUGCAGGCGGAUGCGGUGGGCAGUCUACUGGACA
Messenger RNA from Fomitopsis serialis, 807 nucleotides. RefSeq lists its product as uncharacterized. NCBI's taxonomy places the organism in Eukaryota, Fungi, Basidiomycota, Agaricomycetes, Polyporales, Fomitopsidaceae. The annotation marks the transcript as partial. The record is from RefSeq and is a predicted model, not a curated record. The transcript is spliced from 2 exons.